Messenger RNA from Paramuricea clavata, 602 nucleotides. NCBI's taxonomy places the organism in Eukaryota, Metazoa, Cnidaria, Anthozoa, Malacalcyonacea, Plexauridae. The record is from the annotation of a GenBank genome assembly.
AUGAAGAAGAUUACGGUCUACAUCGAGAAUGGGGAAACUACGGUAAAAUUAUUGAAUCCGUUAGUCCUAACCCACGCGUCCAAACUCUACGUGAAAACAGCCGCCCUGUUCUGGAAUUAUCAAAAUAUCCGGAAAGGGUACAACGACUAUUUUUCCAUCGACGGGAAAAAAGUCAGGUUGGACGAGGGAUAUUGGACGUUCAAAGGUUUACGAAAAAAAUUAGAAAGUCAUGGAUUAACGGUCGAAAAAUUUCCCGACGGUCGCAUCAAGAUCGGAUUCACGAUCACUACACUACCUUUUCCACGACGCAUAAAAGUGAUCGUCCCGUGGAUAUUCACGAAGGAUUACGUUACGUUUCGGUCGGAUGUAAUUUAACGAACCGAUCCCAAAAUAUAGAUUUUAGUGGAUGUCCCAGUAAUAUCAUCACGUCGCUUCCCAUCGAUGGAACAAAACCUUUGUUUGGCACGACGACGAAGUACAACGACAUCGAAAGCGAAGUUUAUACCGAUGCGGGGAUUUACAACGAACUUCAUUUCGACGUGAAAUCUAACGUUCACGGUAUCGUACCGGGAAAUGUUUUAAUGGAACUUUACGUCAUAUAA